AGGAUGAAUACUAAUUUCCAAGAUGGCGGCGGAGGGAGGAGGGAAGGAGAUGAACGAAAUUAAAACUCAAUUCACCACUCGGGAAGGCGUGUAUAAACUCCUCACUCACUCUGAAUACAGCCGCCCCAACCGGGUGCCUUUCAAUUCCCAGGGCUCUAACCCUGUUAAAGUCUCCUUCGUUAACGUCAACGAUCAAUCUGGUAACGGCGAGAGAAUCUGUUUCAAUGUGGGCCGGGAGCUGUACUUCUAUAUCUACAAAGGCGUCAGAAAGGCAGCUGAUCUGAGCAAACCCAUAGACAAGAGGAUAUACAAGGGAACACAGCCCACCUGCCAUGACUUCAAUCAUCUAACAGCCACAGCCGAGAGCGUGUCCUUACUGGUGGGCUUCUCGGCUGGUCAGGUACAGCUCAUUGACCCUAUCAAAAAGGAGACCAGCAAACUUUUCAAUGAAGAAAGGCUAAUAGACAAGUCCCGGGUGACCUGUGUGAAGUGGGUAUCAGGCUCAGAGAGCCUUUUCCUUGUGGCACAUUCCACUGGAAGUAUGUAUCUGUACAACGUGGAGCAUGCCUGUGGCACCACUGCGCCCCACUAUCAGCUGCUCAAGCAAGGUGACAGCUAUGCUGUGUACACAUGUAAGAGUAAGUCUACACGCAACCCUCUGCUGAAAUGGACAGUGGGUGAAGGGGCACUUAAUGAGUUUGCCUUCUCACCUGAUGGAAAGUUUUUGGCCUGCGUGAGCCAGGAUGGCUUCCUGCGUGUCUUCAACUUUGAUGCGGUGGAGCUGCAUGGGACCAUGAAGAGCUACUUUGGAGGGCUCCUGUGUGUGUGCUGGAGCCCUGAUGGCAAGUACAUUGUCGCAGGCGGCGAGGACGAUUUGGUGACCGUUUGGUCAUUUUCAGACUGCCGAGUUAUUGCGCGGGGUCAUGGACACAAGUCAUGGGUCAGCGUGGUGUCCUUUGACCACUACACCACGAGCGUAGAGGAGACGGAACCCAUGGAAUUCAGUGGUAGCGACGAGGACUUCCAGGACCACAUGCACUUUGGCCGCGACCGGGCCAACAGCACUCAGUCACGCCUCUCCAAACGGAACUCCACGGACAGCCGGCCGGUCAGUGUGACAUACCGAUUCGGCUCGGUGGGCCAGGAUACACAGCUGUGUCUAUGGGACCUAACAGAGGACAUCCUGUUUCCCCACCUCCCACUGUCUCGAACCAGGACACACACCAAUGUGAUGAAUGCCACCUGCCCCCCUCUGAGUGGGGUAAGUGUGCUUGUUGGCACUAACCCAGGAACCAAUGGUAACAAUGGUGUGAGUGUUGGAAGCAACCCUGGAAACUCCCUCCCCACACCAUUGCCUCGCUCCAAUAGCCUGCCGCACUCAGCAGGCAACACGGCUAACAGCAAGAGCAGCAUCAUAGACGGCACUGUGGCCACGGGCACAAGCAAGUUUGCAACGCUCUCGCUGCAUGAACGCAAGGAGCGGCACCAUGAGAAGGAUCACAAGCGCAAUCACAGUAUGGGACACAUCAGCAGCAAGAGCAGCGACAAGCUCAACCUGCUCACUAAAACCAAAGCGGAUCCUGCAAAGACUCUGGGCACCACUCUGUGCCCCCGUAUGGAAGAUGUGCCCUUGCUAGAGCCCCUCAUCUGUAAAAAGAUAGCGCAUGAAAGACUCACGGUCUUGAUAUUUUUGGAGGACUGUAUAGUGACAGCCUGCCAGGAGGGCUUUAUUUGCACCUGGGCAAGGCCUGGGAAAGGGGGUUUAUUGUCGUCCCAAAACCAGGCCAACUCUCCCAGUGGGACGGUAGUAUAGCCACCACAUUUCUGCUGCUAAGAAACGUUUGAUACAGAUGUAAUGACAUCACCAGAGCCUGAAGCUGUUCUUCACCUUCAGCAUUGCAAAAGUUACUUGUUUCUUUUUUGUUUGUCAGUUUGUUUGUUUGUUUUUAACAGACAUGGCCUAAAAACAAAUCCUGGAAUGGUGAAGUGCAAUAGUGUGCAAAGGCUGUGAUGGACAAUGAGGGGGGCAGUUAUCCCCUACCCACUUACACAUACCCCUCCCUCCACCACCGACGUUUCUAGAAAUCUUUCUUUUCUAUCUCAGAAAAGAUAUAGUCUUAUCAAGUCUGCUUUAUAAAGGGAGAACAAAGAACAGUUUGCUUCCAUAGAUAAUCCUUUAUGGGUUAAACCAUUUUUUUCAAAUUGAACCUCACAGUUGAGUAUUUUUGCACUGAUGUCUUUUGAUUUUUGCUGUUCAUUUUCUUUUAUAUAACAAAGGAACAAAAGUAAUAGAAUAUUUGAAGGCCCAGAUGCACUUGGGUUAUGGCAAGACAUUAUCAUCCGGCUUCAACUUGUGAAUCUGAUAGCCAGAUGCUGCAUUUUUUUAAUAAAAGAAUUGUUUGCACUUAAUUGUUUGUUAGAGAAUGGCUUUACAACGUUCAGGGUGCGCAAGACCUCCCGGACAACUAUAAGGUGGAAAAAAAUUCUAAAGAAUGAAAACA
This is a messenger RNA of Scleropages formosus (Asian bonytongue), 2501 nucleotides long. RefSeq names its product WD repeat-containing protein 20. Lineage: Eukaryota; Metazoa; Chordata; Actinopteri; Osteoglossiformes; Osteoglossidae. The record is from RefSeq and is a predicted model, not a curated record. Gene Ontology annotation, molecular function: protein binding. Bases 23 to 1813 code for a protein of 596 amino acids. The transcript has 4 exons.